UUCAUUUUCAAAUUCCCAUCCCCUCUCUCUCUUAGCUUUUCUUUUUCCCACCCCUCAAUUUUCCACCUCAAAGCUUAGCUCACACACACAAACACACCUCCUUAUAUUUACUCAAUUGAGUGAUAUACAAUCCAACAACUCCAUUAUCAUCCCAUAAACUUUAUCUCUCUAACUUUCUUUCAUCUUUACUUUUCACUUUCCUUCCUUUUAAGUUCCAAAACAAGACACCCACCACCCAAAAAACACACAUUUUCCCCCUUUUCUUUCACUCAAUUGCCACUGAAUUCUCCAUUUUUUUUCUUCAAUUUAGCUCUCAAUUCUUAACUUUGACUUCAAUUCUCCAUCUGGGUGGCCUCAACUUCUGCUAAAUUCAUUGACCCAAUGGAAAAAGGAAAGAUCUUUAUGAAUGAAAAUAACACAGAAGCAAUACCCAUUUGGAAUUCAAACAACAAUUUUGGAACUGAAUUGUGUUCAUCAUCAAAUGAGAUGAAUAAUUGCUCUUCAGAUCAAAUACCCAAUUGUUUUUUCAAUCCCAAUUGGGAAAAUUCAUUGGAUCAGAGUGACCCAUUUGAGUCUGCUAUGAGUUCAAUUGUCUCAUCACCUAAUGCCAAUGCUGUUCAUAAUAAUAAUUCUGACCCAUUUAUGAUUAGAGAAUUAAUUGGCAGAUUAGGAAACAUUUGUAAUUCCCCAAAAUCUUAUUGUAACAGUACUAAUACUUCAUGUUAUACUACUCCAUUAAAUUCCCCUCCAAAAAAUAAUUUCAAUUUUCCAAAUUUAGCUCCAUUACCAGCUGAUCAAGCUUUUGUAGAGAGAGCUGCGAGAUUUUCUUCUUUUGGGCAGUUUGGAUUUAAUGAAUCCAACGUUUUGCCCAAAAUUCCAAAAAGUCCUCCGGCCGGCGGCGCGGCGGCGGUGGGAGGUGGGAAUGAUGGGAAAUUGAGUGUUUUGUUGAGGUGUGAAGGUCAAGAGAAUGGAGAAUUGGGUGAUUCAAGAGAAGGGUCUUCUUUGUCUGAGCAGAUCCCAAUUAAAAAUGGUUCUAAUGGAAAGAAAAGGAAAUCAAUUCCUAGAGGAAAAGCUAAAGAAUCUCCUUGUGUUUCUGAUGUUAAGGUUGGAGGAGAUCAGAAGGAAGAAGAAAAUGCAAAAAGAAGCAAGUCAGAUGAACAAAAUGGGAAUCAGAAACAGAAUAAAGAUAAUGAAAAGCCAGCUGAGAUAUUGAAGGAUUAUAUUCAUGUCAGAGCCAGAAGGGGUCAGGCUACUGAUAGUCACAGUUUAGCUGAAAGAGUUCGAAGAGAAAAAAUCAGUGAAAGAAUGAAAUUUCUUCAAGAUCUUGUACCUGGUUGUAAUAAGGUAACUGGAAAAGCUGUUAUGCUUGAUGAGAUAAUAAACUAUGUGCAGUCAUUGCAGCGCCAGGUUGAGUUUCUGUCUAUGAAGUUGUCAACUGUUAAUCCAAGAAUGGAUCAUAUUAACAUGGAAGCUCUUCUCUCCAAAGAUGGUUUUCAGUCUCGUGGCGGAUCUUUGCCGAAUGGUUUAUAUCCCUUAGAUUCCUCAGCAGCUCUAUCAUUACCUUAUGGUUUCCAAUCCCAGCAAGGGAUAACCUUACCUAAUGGCAUGUCUAGUAAUGCAGAAACUCAAUUUUUAAUGAACCCUUUAAAUUCUAUGUUACGACGACACCAAAGUAUGCAGUUGCCCCCGCUUGACGGCUUCGGAGAUGCAGCUGCCCGUCAGGUUUCUGCAUUCUGGGAAGAUGACCUUCAAAGUGUUGUGCAGAUGCAAUUUAUGCAGAAUCAGCAGCAGGGCUUUCCUCUUCCCACAGGGUCAUUGCCUGGAGGUCAAAUGAAAGUAGAGCAAUGAAUCUUAAUCAAUGACAACUUAUUAAUAGCAGUGGAGAGGCAUCUGUAUAUAAAUCCAAGAUUAAGUUUCUGAUUAAUUUGGUUAAUUCAUCUUUUAGAUAUAUUCAGAACAGAGUAUAUAUAAUUUUUCCCAUUGUAAUUUUAUUAAUUAUGUAAUUUAUGCAACUAAUUCUUUUGAGGAAAUUUAUAUAAAGUCUAAUUGCAAGCAAUGUUGAAGUCUAUAAUUUUGUAACAUGACAAGAAGAAAUAUUUGAGGAUGGAGAGAACUAUAAUUAAUUUUAAUCAUUAGUACUAUUUUUUUGGUGA
Messenger RNA from Mercurialis annua (annual mercury), 2153 nucleotides. Its product is annotated as transcription factor bHLH62-like. The record is from RefSeq and is a predicted model, not a curated record. NCBI's taxonomy places the organism in Eukaryota, Viridiplantae, Streptophyta, Magnoliopsida, Malpighiales, Euphorbiaceae. The transcript has 8 exons. Gene Ontology annotation, biological process: regulation of DNA-templated transcription. Gene Ontology annotation, cellular component: nucleus. Gene Ontology annotation, molecular function: protein dimerization activity; DNA-binding transcription factor activity. The coding region runs from base 382 to 1848 and encodes 488 amino acids.